Messenger RNA from Porites lobata, 16168 nucleotides. The record is from the annotation of a GenBank genome assembly. NCBI's taxonomy places the organism in Eukaryota, Metazoa, Cnidaria, Anthozoa, Scleractinia, Poritidae.
GGAAGUUGGAUGGCAUUAAGGUCGUAAGUUCACUGUUAACUUAUAUGUUGGAAGGAACACCGUGAACUGUAAACAGGAACUUGAACCAAGGAAGGUAGAGUACUGUUACCAUUAGGUGAUAUAAAAGUUAACAAGACAUUCUGGCAAUUACAGCAUUUCAUCUUCUAGAGAACUACAGUGAAGAAUUGGUACAUUUCUUCAUUCUGAUUGUAAUUUCAGCGGACAGACUCAAAGAGGUAAUUAAGAUGGAUACGUCAAAACUGUGGCUUUAACCGUUUUAAAUCACGGGCCUCACUGUUAGUUGGCCGAUGAAGAUGAAGGGCCUCCAGUUUAUUCAGAUUUCACUAAACAUUUUAGGACGGCUUAAUUAAAGCCAUCGUUUUGUUUGACUUGUUUGCUUUUUUCAUGUUACGUAAACCUUGAAAUUGCAUAGUUAAGUGACAUGUUGAGGUAAAUGCAAAUUCAUGGCCAAGAAUAAACUAAGACGGUAUGCAUGAUCAGCUAGGUCAGUAUUCUAGAUAAUUAAUCGACGGAUUUAAGUGGUGCGUGAAGUUAUCAUCCUGUCGAGUACUCGACAAACAUUUUUUUUGGUCCACAAUUAUGCCUGUCUAGGGAGUUUUUGGUUUUCUAAUUUCAGGUAGGUAUUCAGAAGAAUUCUUUUACUUACGUGGUGACCCUCAAAAUGGUGUGCCAGCUCCGGCCGCUGAGAAAGUUAUUAUAAUUACGUAAAAGCAAGCAUUGUUUCAGAGUAAGUUGUUUUAUGGCGAGUUAACGUUAAAGGUCUGAAAUUGAAAUGUCUAAGUGUUAUACAUACGGUGAUAACAUUGCAAUUAUAGAUUUCGGUAUCACUAUUAUGAUAAUUGAUUUAAGUCGUUAAUAAGGAAAUUCAGUUUUACAGCAAUGCAGUAAAAGUCUUAUCUUCUAAGUAACAGUUAACGCUUAUGAUCAACGGUAAUUUGCACAGCCUUGGCGUCAAUCAACACGUACAUUGCAUGUGAAAUUCUUGUUUAAAAAGGCUUAGCAACAAAUUUUACUGCAGUCAAUACCACCAUUGUUGAAAAGGCUGAGUUCGUCGCAAGCUUCAUUUUUUACUGAUAGACUGACAUAAUACCCAAGCAGCUUUCCGCUUAUUGGUUAGCAAUGCACGUACUUAAUUUGGUAUGGAUGGCAUUUUUACUUCAAAAUUGAAUAUUCCCACCUUGCUCUUAUUCCUUUAAGAAGAAGUGCUUAUCGAUUUGUCAUUGAUAUCAGGUGUUCUGACAAGAGAGAUUGGAAAAUCCGCCGCAAGCAGAAACUUGAUACACAAUGGGUAGCUGUUUUUAUAAUCGGUGAACAUGACAUUGCCUAAAUUCCGUAUAAGUUUAUUUUUGGAGUGUCAGUUACGUCUCAGAAUUGAUCCCUGUGGGUUUCUUGACUUGCCAUAUGCUCAUAGACAACCGUUCAUCUCUUUACACAAUUCUUCUAGUCAGUUUACUCUUUUCUUCCACAGAAAACAGGCCUGAUAGAAUUCUUCAGUAUAUUUCGGCUUUCUUCUGUUCCAAGGCAAAAUGAGGCUUUUACUGCAAUGUCUUUGUAAAUGAUCCAGGCUUCCUACCUUGUUUACUGAGUAAGUUAUGUUUGUGCCUCGUAAAACCUCGGGCAGCAAAGUUUUCAAGGCAAAGGGUGCAGAAGAAAUCAUUUGACGCAGGGUACAAGCAUUUUAAUAAACUGUACGUCGAGUUUUUCUACCGUUGAUAAGAUUGCUCAUACUUCCUCUGUUUAUAGGGCUUGUAAGCAUCUGAUAGUGUUCUUUAAGGAUUUGCACGAGCAAAAACACUGUUUCUUCUUACAAACGUCUAAAAGUUUAUAUGUGGCGGAUACUGUAUCGUGUUUACAAAUUGCUGACCUUCCUUUCUUUGGUGUUUUUCAGUUCUUUAAAACUGCUGGCGAAAAAAGAAAACAGUGUUUAGUUAAUUGCAGGAUUUAAUUUUGUUUUUGAGCGGCUCACUGCAAAUUCACCUCUCCACACUAUUGUCGUUUGCCUAUCACAGAAGAUCAGAAAAGAAAAUUUAGUGGUAUAUGCAGCAGAAAUAUUUUACGGUUUACAGUUUCUUCAAAGGAAAUAAAGUUCUAGCCUCCCAAAUCUUUCAAUUCCUGAACUCUUAAAAUCCCCCACAAUACAUUGGUUGGACAAGUCUUAAAUGUUGCUGUCAAUUGACUGUUAAACUCAAAAUAUUAAACAUUAAAAUAUUAAAAAAAUAUAUAUUUCAAAAUAUUAAACUCGACGAAAUUCGAAAUGACGACAAAGGCUGAAAAUUCAAUGACAACCACGAACGUGGGCGAGUGGUUUCACUGCAAAGUUUUGAACAUUUUGAGGUUAUUUCUAUGGUCAACAACAAAAGAGACCAUAAAAAUAUGUAAAUAUAUGUGUAUAUAUCAAUAAUGAUUGCUUUGGGUAUUGGGAAGAUUUUGUUUGGUGGUCACUCAAGUAUAUCAUUGCAUUGCUCCAUAUGCCCAAUGUCCAAUUACCAAAGCAUCCCUUUCUGAUUUAGCUGUAUAUAUUUGUCGCUUUGUUUAUUAAACAUUAUUAAGAGCGACGGUCAGAAAUAUCGACCAACGAGUGGCAAGAGUUGAAAAAUCGAUUUCCUUCCUUUUUUUGUUCAAGACAAGACAAGACAAGACAAGACAUUUAUUAUCAUAACAUUACAAGUACAAUUUUUUGUCGCUCAGUUAGCUAGAAAACGCUAGUCGAGGCGUGCCAAAUUAAUUCUAUUAUAAAUCAGAUAUUAUAUUAUAAUAAGUAAAAAGCAAAGAAAAAGAAAAGAAGAAAUAUUUUUAAUGAAUUCAAAAGCAAGAAAGACAAAUUUGUUUAAUGCAACCUGUGAAAGAGGCUAAGGUUUAGGAUUUCGCGAUUUUAUUUCUCGUGUUAUCAGGGUUGCAUCAAGGUAAUCAUCUUUGUCUUUUAAUAUUUCGAAGAGCACAACGGGUAGGUAUUCAGAAGAAUUCUUUUACUUACGUGGUGACCCUCAAAAUGGUGUGCCAGCUCCGGCCGCUGAGAAAGUUAUUAUAAUUACUUUCGUUUAAACACUUUUUUUGACAUAUCUCUCAUUCUACCUGGUAUCUCAUUCCAUACUUUAGCGCCAAAAAUUGGGACGGCUUGUCUUAGUUUUUCAAGAUUAAAUUUUUUGAUGUACAUAUUAUUUUUAGAGGAUGAUCUUGUCUUAUAUGCAUGAAUAGAUGAUGUCUGCGAGAACAAGUUAACGAUUUUUGAGGGUGCAGAAUUAGUAUGGAUAUCAUGCAUUUGGUAAGAUACGGACUUAAAAUAGAGAAAGCUAAUUGGCAGGAUAUUUGCAUCAAUAAAAAGAGGAAUGGCAUGGACUUUCCUGUUGGCAAAAAAUAUGAAACGGAUAACUUUUUUCUGAAGCAAUAAGAUUUUUGUUAAAUGUGUUUUUUACGCCUGCCCCCAAACUAUCAAACCGUAAGAUAAAUAAGGCAAGAUUAACGCACGGUAAAUAUUUAGCAAGGUAUGUUGAGGAACAAAGUGCCUCAAUUUAGCGAUUAAACCAACCGUUUUACUGUCCAUAAAUAGCUUUUAGGUAAAUACGUAAUCUGAUGUAAGUUGUUCUCGCAAAAAGCCUUUUAUUUUUGAGAAAAAUAAGAAUAUCAGUUUUCGUGGUCGGAGUCUCAAAAUGACCGUUCUUUCAACCGGAAAUUUUCUAACAUCAACUCUCCUCGCGUUCGCAAAUAAAGCCGCAAGGAGAAAUUUGGACACUUUCUGUCAAUAAAACAACUCUUCUUCUUUCAAUAGAAGAUACUUUCAAAGCAAUAUCAAGACUCGUUAAACUAAAAUAAUUCACAAACGAAGAACAGGUUUUUGCGGUGACAAAAACUUUAAUUUAGUAGUUGUUUUUUGCGGCAUUAUUCUUCAUAUGGUAUAGCUCCAAAUUUUCUCGGUCCUCGUUUAUUCACACAUUCAGACAUUCAUCUAAAGCAUACCUGAGAAUUGGCUCGGGUUCCUUUAAGGAGCCUUCAAGUCCGAUAAAAAUAGUGAAGCGUGACCAAAAUAACUUAUUUAACGGCUCCAAGCUUCCUCGAUCGUAAACUAACAAGACGAAAUAUCUUGCUGUUCCGUCAUCCAUAGCGAAUUACCAUUGUUAAAGUCCUUAUUUUUUGAUAAGAAGUGAGUACCAGAAAAAGCGCGUUCGACUUUUUCUUCUUGAAAAUACUGCCCAGAUCGAAAAUGUUACUCUUUCAAGAAUUAUGUUACGUUACUACGUGAUUCCGUGACUGUCAUUUUGACGUCUCCGUCUCUUCAAACGUACGUUAUGUCGCGUGCAGUAAUGGAACAGAUUGUCACGCAGAGUCGCCGUCUAGAGUUUAGUGUCUCAAAAUGGCUAAAAUUGACCCAGUUUCACCUUUUUACCCCACUCUUUGACUGGAAAAAGGAAUUUUGCAAUGGGAAAACCUACAAGAAGUACAAAAAAGCGAGCCUUUGGGCUGUAAAUAUCUACUUUUGUGCGUUUCGAAAUUGGAAGUGUUCACACAAUUACCGUCGGCCUACCAUGAAAAUUCCUGAACUUCGGUGGUGUCUUACGGAGAUAACAUUCAGUAACCCAAGCCAGUUCCCAAGUAUGUUUUAAAUGAAUGUCUAAAAGUGUGAUUUAAAUAGCAUUAAGAGAAUUUGGAGUUAAACCACAUGUUAAAUAUUGCCGUCGAAAAUGAGUAACGAACUUAAGUUUUUGUUAUUCUGAAAACCUAUUCUUCAUUUUUGAAUUAUUUCGGUACGAUGAGCUUCGCUAUUGCCCCGAGAGUAUCUUUUAGUGGAAGAAAAAUAAUUUUUCUGUCCAUGGUAAGUGUCCAAAUUUCUCCAUGCUGCUUCGUUUGCGAACGCGAGGAAAGUUAAUGUUAGCGAAUUUCAGGUUAAAAAUUAGGGCAGUAUGAGAUUCCGACAUCGAAAACCGAUCUUCUAAUUUUUCUCAGAAAUAAAAAGCUUUCGAGCAACAAUCUACUUCAGGUUUCUUAUCUACCUAAAAGCUAUCUAUGAACAAAAAAUGAAAGAAAUUGAUUUUUCAAAUCUUGCCACGAAAUUAAGAGUUUGGUCGAUUUUUCCUUACCGGCGCUCUUAAACAUUGGCAGUUUUUGAGGUCCAUUUCCUUUUAAGUUUCUCGAAGACUUAUCGGGGACGAGAGACAUAGAAAAGCAAAUUUCUUUUCUGUAGACUAAUAAUACUCUCAUAGACCUCACUGAUUAACCAGCCGUUUAUUGCAAAAGAUUAAAUCAAGUUUUUGAUUGAUUGAUUCCUUGAAAAUAAUUUGAAGUAUUUAUCUUCAUAGAACUGUUAGCUCAAUCAUCCACGAACUGUUUUGUGCAUCUGUUAACGCUGACUUUGAAUUUACUUAUAUCAGUAUCUAUAAGGAAACAGCCUUCUUCAUGGGUAACUGCGCAUGCCUGCGUGCUUCCUUUGGCCAUGGUCUAAGCAGUGGCCAAGCUUAUCAACCCAGCAAGGACGAAAAAGGGUAUGUUUCUCCUUCUUGAUGAUGAUGAUCACGAUAAUGGCGAUAAUAAUGAUGAAGAUGAUAUUAAUAAUGAUGCCCAAGAGAGAACGUGAUAUUAUGAUGUAGCAAAGACCGCAAUUAGCAAUUUCCCUCGAAUCGGAACUCAUUUCUUCAGCGAUUCCUGCAAGUCAGGAUAAUAUUGCUCGUCGGUGACUACUCUAGACAGAUUUUUCCACGUAGAAAUUUUCAGACUCGUUGCCAAAAGUAAUACCAAGUUUGCUAGUCAUGUUGCUUGCUUCUGUAUGUUAUCAACAGCGAAAUGAAUAAGGGAUUCGCUCCUUCAGAUUAUUAUCUCUUGUGAUGCCUUGAUGUUGCGUGGAAGCCAAUCAAUAUUUUUCCAAUGACGUGAGGUCAUUAUACUUGCGCAAACUUUGAUUUAGAUCAUUAUUUAAUUAAGGUGGCUCGACAGGAUUUUUAAGGGAAAUACCUGGCAACUCUGAUGUCAAUAAAACAUUGAUCAUAACAAAUUCUCAUUUUUAUACAAUACAGCUAUGUUUGUUAAUGCAGACGUAAGUAAAUGCUCAAACUUGGGAGGUCCACUCCCCUAAAAAAUUCUAGUCGAGCCACCUUAACUUGACAACAUUAUACAGUUUUUGCUAGUUAGUUGUCUAGACUCCACGCUCGAAUUCAAAUAAAAUGUUCGAGGUCAACUGGCCAUUUUCAAUACUGGUUAUUUAACAAAUACAUUGCUUAAUUUUACAAAAAAUAAUAAUUUCAUUAAAUAACGUGGUUUUUUUUUACAACUGUAUAUCUUCACGGAACGUCAAGAAACAAGAAACCUUGUAAGUGCAGCUUCAAUGCGUUUUGUCUUGUAUUUAUUUACUAUUUUGUUUGUAUAUUUAUUUCCUUUAUAAAGCAAGUUUCCUUUCUUCGUGGAAAGGAACUAAAAACAGGACACGAGACAGCUUUGGAUGCAAAGAUCGGAACAAAGGCACUGACAAGAGUUUGGUUACUGCAGUGUCUAAGGCAUUUUUUACCUCUCCAGGGUUCGUCGUCUUUUGAGCUCAACAAAUUCCAUGAUUUUCCUCGACUUUUUCCAUGACCUUUUCAAGUUUUCCAUGACCUUAGGUUUAUUUGUUACUUUAAAAAACUUUCACAAUUUUCCUAGUUUGGGAGUAUUUUUUGACCUUAAGCAGUUCAAUAGACACAUACUCUGGUGUCUACCAAAAUGAGUGCCAUUUGCGCUGUUUAAUUACUCCUCUCUAUCUUACAUUUUCCUUGCUUUGUCAUCUGCAGUAACUAAACUAUUCAACAAAACUUUAAUUUUCCAUGACUUUCAAGAACCGACAAUUAUUUCCAUGACUUUCCAGGGCUGGAAAAUGAAAUUAAUCGUUAAAUUCCGUGUCUUUCCAGGUUUUCCAUGACCUGUGCGAACCCUGCCCUUAAGGUGAUGUUACAUGAGACGAUUCGCAACGACGAUGUUUAGAGCAACACAGCGUUGCAAUGCUGGAACAAUGUUGUAACCAUUCGAAACAAUGUCGCAGCAAUGUUGUAACGCUGUGUUUCGCGAGAAAUCGUCAUUGCGAAUCGUCUCGUGUAUUGUUAAUAGGGUACUGAUUUUUGUUUUUGCCAAAAUGCAAGGUAUAAAUUAGAAUAUAAAUAAAGGCAUUAGGUAUCGACAGCUGUGAACUUAAGUAUUUUGGUAUAUUUCAAGACAAAAACUGCGGGUGUAUCGGGUAUUCCAUAAAUUCCAUAAUAAUAAUUUCAAACUCUUUGUUUUAGGGAGGAAUAUUGGAUAUGAAGUUUACAAAGACAUCAUGGGGGAAGAACUGUUCAAUCAGAAGAUCGAAGAAUUUGAAAAGGUAGGCGCAAACGAGUUUCAGAAUUGAAGCCAAUGCAUAUUUGUUCAAAAUAUUUUUUUCUUAGCAGAAAAAGCAAAAAUUGAAAUGGAGGAAAAUACAUUUGAAAAGGAGGUAAUCGUAUUCAUGGGACAGGUAUGAUGCAACAUGAAUAACAUUUCCAACGAACCACUGAAGCUCAAGUAAAAAAAGUAUAGUUACUGUAUCAGAUCUCGUUAAUGUUGGUGUUUUCGACUGCUAAAGUUGAGAACACAUAAAUUUCCUUAUGGUCAAAGGCAGCGUUUCCAAAUUUACUGAAAAGAAGAGUACGAGCAACGUCCACCCUCGAAAGGAAGUGGGACCACAACGACUGAUUUUUCCCCCUUACUUCCUUGUUUCCCUUUUAUGCUUUUUUUCAGCCACUCCCGCAACCUGGACUUUUUGAUUCUGCAAGGAUCGCAUAUGACACGAAAAAACUCAAGCUGCUUUUUGGUGCAAAAGCGAUGAUAAAAGGGCAGAGAGGCACGCACCCGGUUGGUGUCGGGAGCGAAGGCAUUGCCACAAUCGUCUCUAAUCCCAAGUUUCCCGCUUGUGCGUUUUUCACCCCCGGGCGUUCGUACUCGGUCUGCCUGCGUCACUCCACUAUCCAGUCUGUUGAUGACGUGCUGAUCGAUUUCUGCGGUGGGUCACUAAGGUUUGCCGGAAGUGAGGAUAAAGAAAGCCCAUGUGAUAUCGUGAUGGGGACUGGACCGACCACUCCCCUGUGGAGCUCAAAGGCAAUCUUCGAUGCUGUAAGAGCUAAAAUUUCAGGAGAUUUGAAAACAUAUCUCUUGCUCAGCCCUGACAAGUAAGUAAACGGACAUAGCUAAACAUAGCUAACUUCCACGAAAGUUUACUGACGUGUGAUAUCAUAAGUAGACUUUUAGAGGUUAGGGUGCUUGUUCCAGAUGGAAACGAGUCAAGAUUUUCCUGUCGGUUUUUCGUCCCAUGUAUAAAGGGAAUAAUCCAAGACAUUCUUGGGGUUCCACGCUUUGGAUUCCGGAUUUUCGGUAAUGGAUUCCGGAUUCUUUGUCAGUGGAAAUUGGAUUCAGGAUUCAAAUCGUUAGUGGAUUCCGGACUCCUUGAACUGUAUCCCGGAUUCUACAGCAAAAAUUUCUUGGAUUCUGGAGUCCACAAACAAACUUUCCCGAAUUCCGAAAUCCCUUACAUGGGUCGAGGUUUUAUUUAGCAGAAUUAAAUAAGAGACUGAAAUCAUUUUUCUAUAACGCUACUGUAAGUUAAUGUCGAGUAGGGUUCCUCUUUAUUUCAACAGCUAAAUGUUGAAAUUAUAUUCCACUUACUUAAUCGCAGCCUUGUAGCCAACAUUGGUGGUCUGCGCCAAAAGCCUGACUCAUUCUACGACCAGCGGUAUUACACUGAAGUGAUCCUGGAUUUCAAAGCGUUUGAUGACGUCAAGCGUUACGUGAGGUUUCGACUGAUCCCAGCUGACGGAUCACGGGAAACGGGUUUAUUAUCUGAAAAAGUACAAUGGCAUCCUUGGUAAGUUUUAAUCAGUUAUAACAGGUGGAAAUUGUUCAAUCUCCUGAACCGACUAGUACUUUAACAUUAUUGUGUCCCAAAGAAAACAGCUUCCCCUGGAAUGAACGUUAUCAUCUACACUCUUAUGUCAUAGUGUCGCGUCACUCCUUCUACGCGUGAGACAAAAUAUACUUCUUUUUGUCUAUAUAAUCCCGUGAUGUUCAAAACGUAAGAGAGACCACGAGCCGCAAGUUUUGGACAUUUUGACGCCACUAUAAGAGUAGACAAUGGAAACCUGCUGUUAUUAUAAGUUUAAAGUUUAUUAUUUGUUUAUUUAUAUACUUUUUUGCUAAUGGAGUAAAAGAAUUCGAAAAGAGGCCUCUGCUGGCAGGGAAUUUAUUUAUUGAGUGAUUAUUUCGUUUAUCUGUAUACUUGUUUCUUCUUUUAUUAUUUAUAAGUUAUUUAUUUGUUUCUUUAUUCUUUCUAACUCUUCCCUUAGUGGCUUAGUACGAUAGCGUUGGUAAAAUAUAAUAUGUAAAUGUUCUGUCACAGGGAUAACAGAAGGUUGCCAAAAGAGCCUCUACCUCCAGACUACUUAAAGCGCGAGUAUAAGGAGCGAUUAGGCAAAGGACCUCUCGAGUACAAGCUUCAAAUGCAACUCCAUGAAGCUAAGCCCAAUGAUUCGCAUCUGAUACUUCAUGUCGGAAGGGAAUGGGACGAGAGUACACACCCAUGGCUAGACGUAGCUGAUCUCAAAAUGACAUCACUUCUGUCGCCAACAGCGACCGAACGACUGAAAUUCAUAUUCACCAACCGUCCACCUUGCAUUGAUUUAUUGCCAGCUCAGUCUGUUGACGAUCCCAACGUUGUUCUUCAUAUUCGAAAUGCAGUGUACGUAUGGUCUCAGAAGUUACGAUCCAGGAGGUCAAAUAAGGUACUCCCAGAUCACAUGGCCUCUUAUCUCAUCCGAGUAGAAACCGGAAGCCAGUCAGGAGCAAGUACGGACGCCACAAUAACCAUAUCUUUGACAGGUAAAACUACAAUAUCUUUGGAAAAAGCUGGGGAAGAAGGUGGGGUGGGGAGAGGGGGUUACUUUGAGUGUUGCAUUUCGGUGAGGCUCCGACCAAAAUGGUUACCUUGUUAAGCUUUGCGUGUAUAAAAGGAUGCAGGGAUUUCAAAAAUUAAGGUGUAUGAAGGGGUAAGGAAAAUUGUCAUUUAGGUUUUUAAAAAAGCCUGAAAGUUCAAUAUUUUAAACAAACAAACCGCACCCUCUUGCUGUUCCCCCGUAAAAUAGUUGUUUACUUUAUUCCAAGGGAUUAGGAAAGGUAGCCUAAUAGUGUUCAAAAGCAGGUGUAUGAAAGGGUCCUGGGCUACCGUAACUUUUUGGCAAUAAACUGUACUUAAAAACUUAAGGGGCAACGGGUUUUAACUCCCGCAGGAUCCUAUACUCAUGUAUAGCUUUCAAUUGUUGGUGUUGUUGUAUUUCAAAUUUGGGAUUAUUUUCCAAUAUUUUCUCUUCACCUUUCGAAUGUUUUUCUUAAUGCAGGGACUAAAGGGAAGACAAAAAUGAUUAAGUUAGACAACUGGGGAAAUGACUUUGAAAAAGGAGAUGUUGAUGAGUACUCGGUGGAGGCUAUGGAUGUUGGUGAGGUCUUGAUGGUUCAUCUGCAUAACAGUGGUGGCGGCUGGUGGCACAAGAAUCCUGAUUGGUUUGUAAACAGGAUCUCAGUGAUAAGUUCCGGUCAGGAAGAUCCCUUCGAGUUUCCUUGUUAUCGCUGGGUGUUGUCGGAUCUGGUUGUAUUUGAAGGAAAAGGUAAGGCUACCAAAAUAUCAAACUGUAUCAAGAAAAGACUGUCGUGACUCUAUACAGUCACGACAGUGGGCGGGACGCGUUACAGCUGAAUGUCUGUCGUACAAGGCGAAGGCUCCACCGUGAUUUAGCUACUUUGAUCCGCCAGCAAAGUAUUUUCCGUCACAUAAUGCUGGGAAUAUCCGUACACUGAAAACUGACCUCAAAGGGAAGCAGCUGUUCGUAAGUUCUCUUUUGCUUAACUAUUUUGGGUUAUGGGUUAUGCCUCGACAGUAUGGAAAGACUUCGAAGUUGCUGGUGCAUGGAACCUUGACGGCAAGAAACUAAAGCAAUACAAAAUGGUAACGAACGAAAAAAACGUCCCCUAAACACUAACUCAGAGACAGUAUUUUUUUUAAAGUUAUGCAUGGGAUCUUUUUAAUUUUAGAAGGUACUUGAAAUGCCCUUGCACUAAGCCUAGUGAUGACAAAUUUAUAUCUGAAUAAACUAACUGUAAAUUAUCAAAAGCAUUACUUUUCUUCUCUCUUUUAGGCCAGGAAGAUUUCUUUUUGUAAAGAACCUCGAGCUUUCACUUUAUACACUCAUUCUUUUUGGGCCUCCCCUGGCAGCAACUACGUAAUUAGCUUUCGGAUGUAAGCUUGUAGGGCCAGUUAUUUAAACGGAAUUUAGCCAGUGUUUAACAAAACCGCGUUCUAAGCCAUUUUCAGUUUGCCGAACGCUUUUAAGUAGACACCAUUUAUCGUGAACAGUUUCAUGAAAGCAUGUGGCGAAGACUAGAAAAGUAUUUUCCUUCUUAAAAGAAAGAAAUUUGGAGGUUGAAAGAUUUCCUAAACCGCGGUCUAAGUUAGACUUCGUUUAAAUAAUUGGCCCGUAAAGUCUGAUGAUAAAUGAGAUAUAUUUCUCCAUUCCUUACAAGAUACCUUGUUUUGAUCUCAAUUCUUUAGCUAUCCUUCCCUUCCAAGAUCAACCAGAGGUUGUGAAAACUCAGCGAAAACUAGAAUUGCAGCAACGACAGGAAAGCUACAAAUGGGGAACCUUUCCUGGCUUUGAAGACCUUCCUGGGCAUCUUCAAGCCGCCAAGCACUCUGAUAUCCCAAGAGAUUCACAAUUUUCACACGAGGCCAAAAACUCCAUUGCUGACGAUAAAAAGAAGGCGGUGAAAAAUCUUGGCCUUUCUAACCUCGCGACUCUCUUCGAGGCCUGGGAUAACUUUGACGACUUUCAAAAGAUCCUUAAAAGACCCUACAAAGGAGUGCCAAAAAUUGCGGAAGGAGAUCGCUGGAUGACGGAUAGUGUCUACGGAUCGAUAUUCCUGAAUGGUUGCCACCCGAAUGUUAUUGAGCGUUGUACGAAAUUGCCAGGAAAUUUUCCAGUCACUAAUGUCCUGGUGAAAAGCACUCUGGAUCGUGGCCUAACAUUGGAACAGGAGAUGAAGGUUUGUAGUCACGCCUCGUUUUUCUUUCCUUCAGUUUGAUACCAAUAGGGAAGUUACCGAGUAUAGAGUGUUUUCAAAUGACGUCACGGCGGCCAUAUUGGUGUCCCAAAACAAUGAAACGGCGGCCAUGUUGGUGUCUCAAGUCAGUCCUCUGGAAGCUGUACUCUUUUCUUAAGCAAACGCUUUCUUUUGUUCCAGUAAGAUGAUAGAUGCUGGCCAAGUGAGUGAAAACGCUCUAUAUAUAACGAUCGGCGAAAAUAUUCUCAUCCUUUUUGCUGUCUCGGUUGACUUCUCAGAAUCGGCAUAUAGCACUCAGGAACAUGGGCAUUGAAAUAGCAUUGGCAUUGACGGGUUUUGAACAUAAAGUGCAAGGGACCGCAAAUGAAUUUGCGGUAGAACGUAGGAUCUAAUAAAGAAGACCUGAUCAGGAAAAUAUACCAAUUAGACACAUUUCAAUCUGCAAAGCUGAUCGUGCUGCGUAAAACAUGAAAAGCUGUUGACGGUUACAACCCCGCACUGUUUUGGGUUCUAUCGGUGUCUUGCAAAGUUACUUUUCACGUAGUACGAUCAGCUUUCAGAUUUCAAUGUGUCUAUUUGAUCUAAUUGCCUUUGUUUGUUUCUUUGUUUGUUUGCGUGUUUGUCAUCCUGGGGCCAUCAGAAAGGUCACGUGUACAUUGUCGAUUACAAAGAGCUCGAAGGCAUUACAGAAUCGUCCGAGGAAGGGGCGACUAGCUACAAUGCACAUCCCCUGGGGCUAUUUUACGUUAAGAAUUCUGGAGAUCUGGUGCCUAUUGCCAUACAGCUUUUCCAACAACCAAGUGAAACCAACCCAAUAUGGACUCCAGACGACGCAAAAUAUGAUUGGCUGUUGGCGAAGAUGUGGCUUCGACACGCAGACUAUAAAAUGCAGCAGGUUUGUAAUACCUCUUCAAUCUAUUGUGCUAAGAUAGCGAGAAUUUAUUGCGUAAAAAAUAUAGAAUAGCACUAUUGCGGUCAAGUACUAUCUCACAACAAGAAUCAGAAAGCGAAGGCAGCGAAAUGCGUUCGUUGGCUUAACGUAAGGUAUUUGAGUACUGUUUAGACCGAGGAAAGAAUGUAUACUAACCUACACUGUACUUUGAGCGUUGAUACCUUUCGGGAAUUUCUCACUGAACUUGUUGCCGUUUUCUGAAACUUUUCUGAAAACAUUCUGGCAGUCGUUUUCAGGAAUAAACAUAGGUAACUCAUUGCCAGGAAUCCUUCCGCUCCGGGUAACGUGUAGGCCCUGCGAACGAGGUUGAACAAGGUUGAAAUGGUUUUGAAUGUACGGAUUUCCGCCUACCGGUUGCAAAAUACAAAAAAAAAAAAGUAAAAAAAGAAAAGAAAAACACGUCUAUAAUUAAUUACAAUAGACCAUCAGAACCAUAUUUCUUUUCUCUCUUUCUUCCUUCCCCCCCUCCUCCCCCCUUUUUUCUUUCUGGCCUCUGGUGAUCAUAUAACCAACCAAAUUUCACUUUACUAAAGGUAAACGCCCAUGUUCUCAAAACUCACAUGGUUAUGGAGACUUUUGCCGUGGCAGCUUGGCGCCAGCUGCCCUCGGUUCAUCCAGUAUUUAAAGUCCUCUUCCCUCAUCUUCGCUCUGUGAUGGCAAUCAACAAUUUCGUCAGACACGACUUGGUUACCAAGACAGUUCCUAUGCAGAUUUUGAAGAAAAGUUACAAAGCGUUCAGGUUUAGCAUGCUCUCGCUGCCUGAAGUGCUCACCAAGAAGGGAGUGGACGAUAGUAAGAAAUUGCCGAAAUACUACUACAGGUAAAGAAGAUGUUAUUGUUUGCAUAUUGCACAGUGUAACGUUAUCGAGCAAAUACCAAUUACUAAAACCUAGUUUCAUUCAAAUGUACAGCACCCUUGAAAUAAGCCGGAACUGCUUUUUUUUUAAUUGUCAGAGAUGAUGCUCUUCGCCUAUGGAAAGCUAUUUCAACUUUCAUCCGACAAGUCACCUCCAUCUACUAUAAGUCAGAUAAAGACGUUGCUAAGGACACGGAGCUUCACGCCUGGUUGCUAGAUAUACACGAGAAUGGAUUUCCUGUUGGAGAAAGUGGCAUCGAUCGCGAGCUUCCUAAAAGCAUUUCGACCCUCGACCAGCUCGUUCACGGUCUUACCUGCAUAGUAUUCACGUGCUCGUGCCAGCAUGCUGCAGUGAACUUUGGACUCAUGGAUGUUGCAGGUUUUAUUCCCAAUACUCCUCAUCUCAUGCGUCGUCCGCCUCCAACCAAGAAAAACGAAGCUUCUCUGAAGUCCAUCAUGAAGACGCUUCCAAACAAGUCUCAGGCUGCCCAUCAAAUCGCUUUCUUGUAUGUUUUAACCCAAUUUGCUGAGGAUGAGGUGAGAAUAGUCACGUGUUAGUACAAGAUAACCAAUAAUAAUAAUAAUAAUAAUAAUAAUAAUAAUACAAGAAAUGGUGAUGUCAACAAUCAUAUUGCAGAAAGCCAUUAACAGACAAACCAUUCAAUUGCAAUCGACUGGAACUCUGUGACUUACAUGACGUUUUCAACAGCCUACUAUCAAUGACUGACAUUGGUAUAUUGGUUUUCUAACUGAGAAGAAACACCGCUGAGCCUAAAUCUGCAGCUACUGGCACCUCACAAUAAAAUAACGACUUAUUGACUGGACUCAAACAAAAUUGUCAACGAUAGAAUGAUAGUAGAACCGUCAAUUUGACUAACAAUAACACGGCCUCUAUAACUGUGACAAAAGACGGAUCGAAGUUCACCAAUCACAUUUAGAGUCUUCAUAGCCAAUCACGGCAUCAUUGACAGACAAUUAAUUGAAUCAUCUGACGUUUGACCCUAAAUAGGACUACCACACAAGAUGGGGUUUCUAACUUUUUAUGAAGACUGCUUUAGAGGACCAAGGAGGAAGACAGUCAGUUGUGUGUUUAUUCGGAAAUAAACCCACAAAUACUAUCCGUGUGGCAUGAGCUUACUAACACCGCUAGUUCAUGCAAGGUAGGGUGGUUUACUCCACCUCCCUGUAAAAGUUUUCUUUUCUUGUCCAUUCUUUUAACAGCUUCAUCAAAAUUUAAAGAAAAACAGAAAAACGAAUUAAAGUCAGCCACUUGUGGGAAUAUGACGCCAUCGCAAAAUGCUUAUCGUUUAAUUUCGUCGCUUUUUAUCUUUCAGCGUUUCCUUGGUGACAUUACGCACAGUCUCCUGACGGGUGAUGAAGCAGAGGCUGCAAUUUGUCGUUUCCAGGCUUCUCUCCAGGAAAUAUCGGAUUCAAUCAAAGUUCGCAAUGAAUCACUGGAGUUGCCUUACAUCAAUCUGUUACCUGAGCGAAUCCCCGAUAGUAUUGCUAUCUAGUAAGAGGGAUCGCGGACGUCUUACUAUUUCUGUCGCUGAAAUAAUGGUUAAGAGCUGCUUUACGUUAGAAUACUAGAUCACAAAGGACUUAAGACAAAAAAAAGUAUUUUAUAGGUGAAAAAACAACAACAACAACAACAACAAAUCAUAAUUGCAAGAAAAUUAGUUGAUUUUCGCUUAUAACCAAGAAUAUUACCUUUAACCCUCUGUGCUAGGGUUAUGUCAAUUUUCGUAUUUUUUUUUCGUUGGCCAUCUCCAUGGUUUACAUUUUAGAGGUCCGUCAUGACAAAGAAAGGAACGAACUCAACAUGUCUGUUUGCAAAUGGUUAAUAUCAGUAAAUUGGCCUUUAGACACCGUCCUCUUUUAAUGAAUUAAUAUUUUCCAAAAUGUAAAUGCAAAGUAUGAUGGAAGUAAAUUAAAUGUACCAAUAAACGCCGUCAAUAGUUAAUCCUCAUUUUUUUCAUACAAAUUGGUCUAAUUUUAAAAUUUGGUUUUGUCACAAAACUUCUACGUUUAACUUGAAUUGUAAUAAUUACAGGAAAUUUUCUAAUCUUCGUUAGAUUCUAAAAGUAUAUUUUGAGAUAUUAUCGUUUUUUACGUUGCCAAGAGAUCAUAAUAGGACUCUUGACGUUGCUUAUGAAAGUCAUCAAACCAGGUUUCGUUCUGGAAGGGGGAUUUUGAUUCCGCAUUCCCGCUCCCUUUUUGGAUUGGGCUGGGCUAUUCUGUGUAUUACGGAUAAAUUAUUAUUAGUA